Messenger RNA from Tetranychus urticae (two-spotted spider mite), 559 nucleotides. RefSeq lists its product as uncharacterized. The record is from RefSeq and is a predicted model, not a curated record. NCBI's taxonomy places the organism in Eukaryota, Metazoa, Arthropoda, Arachnida, Trombidiformes, Tetranychidae.
CUCUUUGGUUUUGCUGCUUCUAGUAAAUUUUUGUCUCCGUGAAAAUUAACCAUGUUAUCUUCAUCAUUCUUGAUCAUUUUGGUUUGCUUUUUGGCUGCAAGCGAAGCAGUAGUUCUCUCUGGAAUCCUGUUGAAGGCUUAUUGUGAAAUUUCUCAACAUUUAAAUCGACAAGGGCGAGAUCCUAUUAAAAUCGGCAAGAAUCUAUUAUCAACUACUGAUCCAGUAGAGAAUUACUUGUUCCAAGCUAUUGCCAAAAGCUAUGAAUGUGCAGCAAAAGGAUCAACUUACAAUAUCGUAGAUUCAACCAAUAUGAUGUUAUUGAUUGUUGACGUACCCGAUUGGGCAUCAGCAAAUUCUUGUACUCCUGGACCAGCAAUGGACUCUCUUCGGGUUGAUAAAAAUGUUUGUAACUUGAUUGAGUUCCCCAAUUUAUUGGAUACAUUUGAUGAAACUCAGGUGAAAGAUUUUCUUAAAAAUUUCCAAAACCAGGUCUCCACCGUAUUACAAAACAAAGCAAGCAAUUCAACAUCUAGAGUAUAACAAGAAAGCAAGAAUCCAG